GUUUUUAACUGAGCUACACGUACAUUUAGUGAACUAUUAACCAUACAAUACAUAAAGAUUUAUUGGUGAAGUAACCUGGAGCCCUAAACAUGAUUUCAAGACUUGUGCUUUUCUGCCUUUACAAUAUCUUCAAAGGAGCUCUUUGUAUAGAUUCAGAAGUUGUAGUACUUCGUGCUGUUCGUGGCCGGGACGCGCGGCUUCCGUGCGGACAGGGAAAAGUUUUCCUAGACGGGCCAGACUCGUACGUGCUGUGGCUUAAGAACGAUAGGGACUUUCUCUACAGAUUCCCCAAUGAAGAGACUGAAAGAAGGAUGUUAAACCAUGAUCGUAUAUUCGGUACAUCGUGUGACACUGGAGCAUGCUACGACGACACUUCGCUGCUUCUAAAGAGAGUCACUGAACAAGACAGCGGCUUGUACCGAUGCAGAGUUCACUAUCAAGCAUCGCCCUCACUGGACUACGUCAUCGACGUUAGGUUAGUUGAUUCGCCUGGCAUUCCACGGAUAUUCAACGAAGCGAAAGAAGAAAUCAAAAGAGGUUAUGUGGGUCCACUCAGCCUUGGUUCAGAUUUAACUUUGAUAUGUGAAGUAGAUGACGAUCAACCAGACACCCUAGUAUAUUGGCGUAGAAACGGAGUAGUGAUAGAGCGCGCACACUCAGUGAAGCCGGGCGUGCUGCGCGCGGACGUGCGCGUGCGCAGCGCGACUCGGGACGAGCUCGACGCGCACUACGAGUGCUUGGCACAGAACGCUGACGUGUCGGAGCCGCUGAGCGCGAGCGUUGUCAUCAAAAUGUACCUGCCGCCGAUAAAAGUGGAGAUCCGUUUGAACAACAACUUUGACUUCGAGGCGGGGCAGCCGCGUGUGGUGGACUGCGUUGUUGUGGGAUGCGUCCCCCCUCCCUCCAUAACCUGGCACCUGGGUGACACACUACUUAGACCCACAGUUCAUAAGGAACUACAUGACGGUAACUACACAGUGUCGUCUCUAACCCUUGCCCCGUCGCUGCGAGACAGCAAGCACGAUCUGGUGUGCAGAGCCCAUAAUUCGCAUUUACCAGCUGGGAUAUUUGAGGAUAAAGUUACACUAAAUGUUGGAUAUCGUCCAUUAUGUAUAUCAAGCAAGGAAGAAACUAUAGGAGCGGUGGAACGUGAAGCCGAAACAGCAACUUGUGUUGUCGACGCCUCUCCAGAACCUUUGCAGUUCAGCUGGACUUUUGCUGAUUCUAGAACUCUAUACACUAGUGUUAAGAAAGUGGCCGGGCAUCACCACCGCUACUCGUCCACACUCACGUGGUUGCCGCGCAACAAUGAUGUCGGCUUGCUUCUCUGUAGAGCGACCAACGCAUUCGGUGAACAAAAAAGACCCUGUUCGUAUACUAUAGCACCCGGAGGCCCUCCCAGAGCACCAGACUGUGUAGUGCUGCGAUCUUACCCUAAUGCUAUACGAAUUCAGUGCCAAAAAGGUUGGGAUGGAGGAAGACCACAGGUUAUAUAUUUGGAACUUUUGAGCACGGAUGGUACAGUCAUUCACAAUGUAUCGAAUGCAGCCGGGCACUUCCAGCUCCCUGAUAUGGAGGAUGAAAGAAACUUGACAGCAGUGGUGUACGCCAGCAAUUCUAGAGGACGCAGUGAGCCGAAAACCUUGCAUCUUCAAACAAUUACGCCACUGAGUGCAUCUGCCGUAAAGGAAUACGCUCACACACAAACAUGGACAAAAUGCCUGGAAGCAGCGGCAGGAAUAAUAGCUGUGGUGGCUGCACUCACUGGCACAGUCCUAUGUGUUAAAAUAUUUAAAAACAAAAGAGAUAGCUUCGAACAAAACCCUGAUUUAGUACCUCGUUCCGAUGGAACUUUCCACCGUGAACCAGAUUUUACCCGUGAUGAAAGACUAUUGGGUACAACGAAUAUUACUGUAAAUCAAUUGGCUUCAUGUCAAAAUCAAUAUACAUCGUCUCCGGUGCCCGCUUGCCGAGUGCUCGUCGGCUGCGCACACCCGCCGCCUCAAGACUCUUGCCCGACUUCACAACACUCGUAUUUCGUAUAAACGCUAUAAAAAAUAACGUAUCCUACAUUUAGACAUCUAGUCAAACUAGUCUAUGUUAAUAAAACGAUAACUUCGAAUAUUAUUGGUAUUAAUGAAUUCACUAGCGAAUACCAUUUCAACUUGUAUGUUAUCGUUCAGCUUUCACAAAUUAGAUUCUGUAUUAUUUUCUUAAUUUAACACACUGUUAAUUAAAGCCUUGUAAUUUGUUAGUUGUAUAGUAUUCAAACGAAUAUAAUUACGCACUUGUAAAACGUUUUAAUGUCACUCCUUCGAUUUCUUAUCGUAUAAGUACAUAUAUUCAAUUUCUUCCAUUUAAUUCAAGUAAAUAGCUUACAUUAAUGUUGCUAUUGUAUAUCUAAAGUUAUAUAUAAUAUGUAAUAGAACCUAUAUUGUUAUAUUUAAUUGAUGCUUUUACGUUUUUAUUUCAUCAAUAAAAUAACCAAUGUACAAUACCAAUUGCAAUCAUUAUUUUGUAAUAGUUAGUUUGUAACAGUGGAUGAGUCAAUAUUCAAUUGAUAGGUAUGUUAAACGAGAGCCUCUGUAUAUUGGAGAUAAAAAUUCAAAGCUGGCCGUGGACUACUAAAGAGCCUAUUAAGACAGCACUCAAGUGAAUCUUAUACAUAUUGGGCGUAUCUGAAUUACUUCACAACUUUUUAUAUUGAAAUAUUAUAUGAAACACUGUUUGAGAUCGUUUUAAAAACUUAUUUAUAUAAUGCAUAUUAAUGAGUCUUCAAAGUGUUAUCAAAAUAAUUAGACUUUGUAAUUGACUAAAACGCCUAAGUAUUAAGAUUGUUACAUUAUGUAUAUCGUACUGCUUGUUCGCGCUGUGUCUGUAUUAUAGAUAAUUUUUUAAUCGGUAGCCUGUAUGUUAUAAUCUGAUAUUACUCUAAUGACUAUUAAAUGACAUUUAAGUA
Messenger RNA from Zerene cesonia (dogface butterfly), 2959 nucleotides. RefSeq lists its product as uncharacterized. The coding region runs from base 90 to 2045 and encodes 651 amino acids. The transcript has 14 exons. Lineage: Eukaryota; Metazoa; Arthropoda; Insecta; Lepidoptera; Pieridae. The record is from RefSeq and is a predicted model, not a curated record.